Messenger RNA from Cebus imitator (Panamanian white-faced capuchin), 5115 nucleotides. RefSeq names its product signal regulatory protein delta (gene SIRPD). The transcript has 2 exons. Lineage: Eukaryota; Metazoa; Chordata; Mammalia; Primates; Cebidae. Gene Ontology annotation, cellular component: plasma membrane. Bases 1339 to 2127 code for a protein of 262 amino acids. The record is from RefSeq and is a predicted model, not a curated record.
CACAUGUUUUUUAAUCAGGCUAAUUAAUAUAUCUAUCAUCUCACAUACUUAUCCCCUGUUUGUGGUAAGAACAUUUAAAAUCUACUCUUUUAGCAAUUUUGAAGUAUACAUGAACUACAGUCACCAUUCUGUGCAAUAGAUCACCAGAACCUAUCCCUCAUGUCUAACUACAACGUUAUAGACUUUGACCAGCAUCUCCCAUUUCCUUGUCCAACUCCCCACCACCCUAGACCCUGGUAACCACAUUCUAUUCCUUACUUCUUUGAGUUAGCCUUUUUGCAUUCCACAUAUAAUUUGCAGUAUUUGUCUUUCUGUGCCUGGCUUAUUUCACACCAUAAUAUUCAUGGUGUUAUAAAUGACAGAAUUUUCUGCUUUUUAAAGGCUAAGUAGUAUUCCUCUGUGUGUGUGUGUGUGUGUGUGUGUGUGUGUGUAAUCACAAUUUUAUUAAUUUAUACAUUGAUGGACACUUCUGUUGUUUCUCUAUUUUGGCUAUCAUGAAUAACACUGCAAUUUUGGAGAACUCAUCUUGUGGACAGUUUGUGUAUCUGCCAUGAACUCAAUGUCAGUGCAGUUUGUGUGAUACCCAAGGACACAUGAGAAGAGCAAUUAAGUAUUAAGGAAUAAGAUUUUGUUGGAUAGGAUUAAGCAUCGACAAACAAACCAUUGUAAUAGCUAAGAUAUUCCUACACUCCAAAAAGCAAUUGUCGCCUUUUACGGAAAAUAGCCACUUCAUUGAGCAUGCAGGCCUCAGUGUUUACUCUGAAGAGGUGAAUGAGUGGCCUUUCACACAAUAGAAGGCUUGGUAUGGGAGGGAGCUGCUUGCCUCCAUAUGCAAGUCACUCUCUGAACUUAAUAUGUUGGUUAUCAACACACUGUCCUUCACUUGGGGCUGUAUCCCUGAUACUGAGACAAUUUAAAAAAAAAUAUGACCCAAAUUCUAUUUUGCAUUUUCUCACUUAAUAAAAAUACAUUCAUAUAUUCAUUUAAAAUAUGUUUAUAUAGUGCCUCAUAUAUUGCAGGCCAUCCUCAUAUCCCGAUACGGAAGGAAAGUGCCAUUCUUCUAUUUGUGCACUGGUCCCUUUCCCUUCAUCUCACAUGGCACCCAGCACUGUAAUUUUUAUAUGACUGGUACCAUCACAUGAUGCUGAAAUUAAGCUAUCAUAUUGAGAUCCCACCUUAACCUACAACCAGACCCUCAGAGCAUCUUGAGUCAGACAGAGAACAUGAGAGGUGAUUCCAAGUUUCUUUCCAGGAACUUCAGAUGAAGAGUUCCAGGUGAACCAGCCUCAGACUUUAGUGUCAGUCAACCCUGGAGAUGUCCUAACUCUGGCCUGCAACAUGUCUGCUCUGUCCCCAUCAGGGCCUGUCUUGUGGUUCAAGAGCACUGGGCCAGAACAACAAUUAAUCUAUAGUUUCAAUGGAAGCCACUUCCCCAGAGUAACUCCAGUGGAAAACACAACAGUCGAUCAAACUGACUAUUCCAUUCGCAUCAGUGACGUGUUGCCGGAAGAUGCUGGCACCUACUACUGUGUGAAGUUAAGGAUAGGACACCCUGACAUGGAGUUUUUCUCUGGCCCAGGCACCAUCGUGUAUGUGAAUGGAGCCACACGUGUGUUCCAUGUGCAACAAGCUGAGAUAUCACAGACUGCAUUAACUGGGGAGUCAAUCACCUUGAGUUGCAGCGUACCAGAAACCUUACCAGAUGGACCUGUCUUGUGGUUCAAGGGAACAGGGCCAGACCGGAAAUUAAUCUACAAUUUCAAACAAGGUCACUUUCCCAGAGUAAACGAGAUUGGAGACACCACCAGGCCUGGCAACACAGACUUUUCCAUCCGCAUCCACGAAAUCUCUCUUGCAGAUGCUGGCACCUAUUACUGCGUGAAGUUCAUAAAAGGGAAACCUAUCAAGGAGUACCAAUCAGGUCAGGGAACUCAGGUGUUUGUUACUGGUGAGUAUGUCUCCUAUACCCCAUGCCCCCUGGUAUAUGAAAUCACCUCAGCAGUUAUGUCUUCUUUUCAUUCAAUAAUUGCUAUAUGCGAAAUAUUAUCGAAGAUACAACAUACAUUUGAUCUUUUUAAUUCUGUCAGCAAGCUAUGCAUUAGAUAUUUUACAGGAAGAAAAAACUGAAAAGGGUUGAGUGAUGAAAGCUAUUUUGGUUGAUUUCUCAAUAUUUAAUACACCCUCAAUGACUAACCUAAGCCAACUAGGAUAAUUCCAUGUCCCCUGCUAGAGGCUUACUCAAAUAUGGGGUGAACUUGGCCAGUCUGGGUCUAUAAGAGAAAAAGACAGGCUUGCAGAGAAAUCUGGGUAUCUAAAGUAAUUCUUCCCCUUGUUGGCUGGAAACAAGCAAUUGUGAAUCUCCAGGUGCUUUAGGCAGACAUCUUAAGACCAUGAGUGGAACCAAGACAAAAAAAAGUCUACAUGAGUGCAGAUAUGUAACAAGUGUGGGUUGACAAUAUGCACACCCAUACUGCUCCUCUUUCUAACCUCACCUCUGGACUUCCAAUAAUGUGAAAGAAAACAUCUCCUUGCUAAGCCAAUUUCCUUAAGUCAACAAUGUCCUAAGAGCUACCAGAAUGAUAAAGGUCACACAUUACACAAUGUGUUGAAUUGCAAGUACAAAUCAAUGUUUUCUGCAUCCAAAGCCUUUUUCUUGGUGUUCUGCUUCUUGUGGUGCCCUAAGAACUUUGAGCAAUGUCCAGCCUGAGAAAUUAUUAAAUUGGUGGUACAAUAAGGCUAACAUUUAUUGGGCAUCUACUACAUUCCAAACACUUUAUCAUCUAUACUAUCUACACAGCAGCAUUUGAAUUGCUGGAUGCUUGUACUCACUGUACAGAUGAGGAAACUAGUUCAGGGAGAUUCAGGAGUUGGAAAUCUACAUAGCAGGGAAUAGAGAGGUAAGGUUUGUCUGGGCCCAGUCCAGUAUGCUCUAUAUUAGUGAAGAACAUUUACUCACAAGAGAUAAGAUCAAAUGAAUUAAUUUAAACCAAAAAUAUGAGUUGAUUGAUUCUGUAGCUACAGAGGAUUCUGGAUUCCUCACAGUAGUCAAGGCAGAACUUUAGGAACCAGAGAUUAAAGAAUUGGAUUAGGGCUUAGUGUUACCAAGACUGUCACUCAUUGAAAUUCUCUCAACUCUACAUGGCUUUGUUCUUUCCUGCUGCAUAUAGACCUUCACUAUAUGGUAGGGAAGAUAAAUGCAGAAAGCGUUGAUAUUCAUUCCCCAUCUUAGCAACCAAGGUGGAAACGGAGCUUCUUCCUACCAACCUUCACAAAUGAAUUCUAGGGAACUAGCCACAUUAGCCUUUCCUAUUCCAUGUUCUCAACAUUUUAUUCAUUGUUGCUAGGAAGAGGAGGUGCUAUAGGAGAUAGCAAUCAACCCAUUGGAACAAAUGCUAAGCAGGUUGAAAACACCACACCCUACCUUAUCAGAUGAGGAGGUUGAGCCUCUGAGAGGUUAAUGGGCUUGUCUUCCAGGUUACAGACACUGGAACUCAGAGAGACUCUUCUCAGAAUUCUUUGGGUUUAUGAUUUUGCCUCUUUCUUAAUAAGAAGUCUCUAGUUAGAGUGGAGGUGUAGGAAUGCAUGACAGCUCUUUAGAGAGAGAAUACUGGGAGAAUACUGUGAAGGAGUUCGAUAUCCUUAUUAACAUUCAAAUGUUCUGAGUCAGAAAUGUACCAAAUUUAUGCCGUUUCUAAAUAAACAAUAAUAUAUACAUAAAUUUUUUAAAUACUGAGCUAUGUAUUAGUUUCUCAUAGUUUGUGUAACUAAUGGACACAAAUUUGCUGGCUUGAAACAACAGAAAUAGACCAUUAUGGGUGACAUAACAGCACAAGGAGUUCCAAGGAUCCACUCCAUGGAAACUGGCGAAAAUUAUUAAAAAAAAAUAUUUAGACUAUCUGGAAAGAGUAGUAAGGGCAUAUCAUAAAUGAAAAAGUAAUUUUUAAACUACUAAAACUGGGGGGAAAAGUAAAAGUCUGGUAUUUGAACCAAACCACCCCUUUUCCCUGUCCAAGGCUAUACCCCAUGGCAAAGAAGAGGAAUCAACUUCACCAAAAUAAUCCAUCCAGUCACUCAACAACUGAGCAAGAAGAUGACAAUAACAAGCCGUGGUGGUUGUAAGGGAGACCAAUAUCCAGAGUUUCUACAAUAUAUAUCCAGGGUUUCAAAAAAAAGUGAGACAUGCAAUAGAACAGAGAAGUAUGAUACAUAUACCAAAAACAAACCAAAACAAAAAGAUAUCAGAAACUACUUGUUAAGAACACCAGAUGUCAAACUUAACAGGCAAUGCCUUUGAUGUAACCAUCACAAAUAUGUUCAAAGAAACAUAAUUAAACAAACCAUGAUUAAAUAAGUACAUGAAAGUAAGAUGAUAAUGUUACAUCAAAUAGAGCAUAUCAAUAAAGAGAUACAAAUGAUUUAAAAGAACCAAAUGGAAAUUUUUUCACUCAUUAACAAUUGAAAGAAAAAUUGUCCUACAGAGAUUAACAGAAGAUUUUGAAGAAGAAGAUUUAGCAAAUUUAAAAAUAGAAUAAUAUAAAUUAGACAAUCUGAAGAACAGAGAAAAAUAAAAUGAAAAUAACAUUUAAAAAAUGAACAGAACCUCAGAGAAAUGUAGAUCAUCAUUAAGCAUACCACAUACAUGUAACAGGGGUAGCAGAAAGAGAGAAGAAAGAGAAAACAGCAGAAAAAUAUUCAAAGAAAGAAUAGCUGAAAACUUCCUAAGUUUGUUUGAGAAUAUAUGGGUACAAGGAGGGAAACAUUAAUACUGGGGCCUGUCAAGAGAUGGGGGGCUAAGGGAGGGACAGCAUUAGGAGAAAUACCUAAUGUAGAUGAUGAGUUGAUGGGUGCACCAAGCUACUGUAAAACAUGUAUAACUAUGCAACAAACUUGCACGUUCUGCACAUAUAUCCCAAAACUUAAAGUAUAAUUUGUAAAAAUUGCUUUUUAAAAUAAUUCCAUUUAUAUGACAUACCCAGAAUAGGCAAAUCUAUAGAGACAGAAAGUAGAUUAGAGACAGAACAUUUCUUAUGAUUUGGGGGAUGGAGGAAAGAUGGGGAAAAUGGAGGUUAUUAGAUGAAUGGCAUGGAGUGUGUUUUUGUUUUUUUUUUUUUUUUG